GCGCGCGGCGCCUUUAAGGCUUCCAGCAGAGCCGGGCGCCAGCAUCUGAGAGCUGCGCUGGCUCCGGCGCGGCGGCGGGAUCAGAGCCGCGGGCUGGGGCGGAGGGCCGGCGUCAGACUCGUGCGGCGGGACCCAGGCGGCUGAAGUCCGGGCAGAACCUCAUUUUCAUCUUCUGCCAGAGCCAGCAGCAGUUGGGAAAGAAGGCUCUGCUUUUUGAAGAUGAGGGACCUGUUACGCCAAACCUCUUCAAAGAGACAAGACAUCUAAAUGCAGCUGUCACAUCUUCAUGGAGAAGUUAGGGAUGACAAGUCCCCUGCAGGUGCCAGCCAGCCUUAAAGAGCAGAAUGGAUCUUGACGUGGUUAACAUGUUUGUGAUCGCAGGCGGGACGCUGGCCAUCCCAAUCCUGGCAUUUGUAGCCUCGUUUCUCCUGUGGCCUUCAGCGCUGAUAAAAAUCUAUUAUUGGUACUGGCGGAGGGCUUUGGGCAUGCAGGUCCGCUACGUUCGCCAUGAAGACUAUCAGUUCUGCUAUUCCUUCCGUGGCAGGCCUGGGCACAAACCUUCCAUCCUCAUGCUCCACGGCUUCUCUGCGCACAAGGAUAUGUGGCUCACCUUGGUCAAGUUCCUUCCAAAGAACCUGCACUUGGUCUGUGUGGACAUGCCAGGACAUGAGGGCACCACCCGCUCUUCCCUGGAUGACCUGUCCAUAGACGGGCAAGUCAAGAGGAUACACCAGUUUGUAGAAUGCCUCAAGCUGAACAAAAAACCAUUCCACUUGGUAGGUACCUCCAUGGGCGGCAACGUGGCUGGGGUGUACGCUGCUUACUACCCAUCAGAUAUCUGCAGCCUAUCUCUUGUGUGCCCUGCUGGCCUGCAAUACUCAAGUGAUAAUCAAUUCAUACAACGGCUCAAAGAACUGCAGGACUCGGCCGCCAUAGAGAAGAUUCCCUUGAUCCCAUCCACCCCGGAAGAGAUGAGUGAAAUGCUCCAGCUUUGCUCCUACGUCCGCUUCAAGGUGCCCCAGCAGAUCCUGCAAGGACUUGUCGACGUCCGCAUCCCUCAUAACAGCUUCUACCGAAAGCUGUUUUUGGAAAUCGUCAGUGAGAAGUCGCGGUAUUCCCUUCAUCAGAACAUGGACAAGAUCAAGGUCCCAACGCAGAUCAUCUGGGGGAAACAAGACCAGGUGCUCGAUGUGUCUGGGGCAGACAUGUUGGCCAAGGCCAUCGCCAACUGCCAGGUGGACCUUCUGGAAAACUGUGGGCACUCAGUGGUGAUGGAGAGACCCAGGAAGACAGCCAAGCUCAUCGUCGACUUUUUAGCUUCUGUGCACAACACAGACAACAAGAAGCUGGACUGAGAUCCUGACUGCAGCCUGCACUCUGCACACGGCAUCCACUCCCAUCUCCAAAAUCUGAUGCUGACACCACUUCUCAGGGAUCCUGCCCCAAAAGCGGUCAGAGCGCCAGCGUCCCUGAGGAAGCCAGUCUCCUACCCCCAGUGAGGUCCACAAAGCUUUGGGGGCCACGAAGAAAUCUCCAAGAUGUUUUUCACAAAUGGAAAUUCAUGUGGAACAAGAUGAGAAAAUCCAGUCUUGAAAUCUACCGAGAAGUCUUCAAGUUCAUGUUGCAAAGCGGCCACCUCUAAAACCAUAAUCACCAAGGACAUCAUUUUCUUUAAAACAUUCCUCACAGACUGAGACUCGAGGUACUUCUGUUGCUUCAGAUGUUCUCCCUGCAUGGUUAGUGGCUGAGCACUAGUCCCCAUUCGCAGAGCCCCUCUUGUUUAUGUCUUAUUUAAGUUUUACAUAAGACCCAUAUGUGAAUGCAGUCCGACAGCUGCAAGACCCUGGAGGAAAAUGGCAGGCUGUAGAAAAUAUUUAUACAGGCAGGGGGCAUUGUUCUGCCUUGGCCAGCCCUUGGAGCAGCAGAGAACAUAGGUGGGUGGUUUGAUCAGCCCCAACGUGUCAGGUAUGCCAUGAGUGGACUCAGAACCAUCACCGUACGAAGAACACCUCGCAGGGUGGGUUUCCUGGAAAUCAUUUAUUACUUUUAAAAACUAGGACUAAUGAAGCAAUAAUGUUCUAGACAUCUAUAAAUGAUCAGACUCGGUUCUAAGUAAUCAGAACACAAACACCUUGUGGGCCUCUUUUCCAUGUUGCUGUGCUACUGCAAACCCUUGGAUGUAAAAUACUAGUUUGUUAAUGAAUUCUGUGAAUUCUGUGAACAGUAAUGUGAUUGAAAAUAACUCUAUCAACAAAUGUAAAAAUGACCACAGUGACGUGAAAUAAAUUUAAUAAAUCUAGGCUAGCAACAUGCAGA
Molecule: messenger RNA, 2316 nt
Organism: Rhinolophus ferrumequinum (greater horseshoe bat)
Lineage: Eukaryota; Metazoa; Chordata; Mammalia; Chiroptera; Rhinolophidae
Gene: ABHD6
Product: abhydrolase domain containing 6, acylglycerol lipase
Exons: 11
Coding region: 345-1355 (336 amino acids)
Source: RefSeq, a predicted model, not a curated record